Messenger RNA from Sphaeroforma arctica JP610, 185 nucleotides. RefSeq lists its product as hypothetical. The transcript has a single exon. NCBI's taxonomy places the organism in Eukaryota, Ichthyosporea, Ichthyophonida. The record is from RefSeq and is a predicted model, not a curated record. The annotation marks the transcript as partial.
GUGUGCGAAGGUUCAACGGAUCAGUUCUGCGUGUACAACACCGAGUUAGCACCACUGCCGCUACUGAGUGAAAUCAUAGUCGAGUGCCGACCACGGUGGCCUAGUAGAAAAGAGAGUACGACCGAAGCAGCACAGCCUCAAUUAACUGAUAUGAAUGUGGAGUCUGCUCAGCAAGCACUGUCAAA